This is a messenger RNA of Acipenser ruthenus (sterlet), 863 nucleotides long. RefSeq names its product putative defense protein 1. The record is from RefSeq and is a predicted model, not a curated record. Lineage: Eukaryota; Metazoa; Chordata; Actinopteri; Acipenseriformes; Acipenseridae. The transcript has 5 exons. The coding region runs from base 71 to 637 and encodes 188 amino acids. Gene Ontology annotation, molecular function: oxidoreductase activity, acting on metal ions.
CAGAGACAUUGAGCCGUGUGUAUCUGACCUUGUGUGUACGUGUCAGUGACUUGAGGCUUUGACAGCAGCGAUGGCCAGGUGGACUGGAACAGCACUGCUUUGUGUGACUCUCCUGCAGGGAUUGAGAAUGACCACCACCCUCCCCAACGGAGCCCCUCUCUCAGCAUGUGAGGACAUGAUGCCUCAACACUCUGGGGUCGUGCCACAGCCUGGCCCGGCGCCCUACACCAUCCAAGUCAGUAACAGCUCCUAUGAGACCGGGGUGCCAGUCACAGUUCGGAUCCUGGGUCCAGAUUACAGAGGGCUGCUGCUGAAGGCUGUCGUGCCAGGCAGCACCAGUGCUCUGGGUUCGUGGCAGGACCCCCCUGAAAACACCAGGUUCUUACAGUGUUCGGGAAACCGGCAAGGUGCAAUCACUCACGCAAACACUAACCUCAAGAACAAGGAGACAGUGUACGAGUGGAUCCCGCCCUCCGGUAAAAGCAGCAUCCAGUUCAUGGCUACUGUGGCAGAAAACCGCGAGCGUUACUGGCUGAAUGUGAAAUCCGAAAUGUUGUCAGGGUCUGUUGCUGCGACUGGGGCAGGUUUGCUGGUGCUUCUGUCCAGUCUGCUACUGGCUCUGCUGUAUUCCAGAUAGACAGCAGCUCCUGUUGUGCAGCCUAACUGGUCCUGGAUACAAUCGGAAUUGAAGCCCCCUGGUUAUUGCCAGCCCAGUUCUUCUUGUUGGCGUGUUUAUAGCAGCACUUACAUGGUUUGCAUUUCCUUGCUGAAUUAAAAAUACUAAACAACCUACAGAUUGUGUAAUUGCUGGUUUGUAGAAUGCAAGGCAUGCUGAAUAAAAAAAGAAGUACAUUUGAAAACUA